Molecule: messenger RNA, 2280 nt
Organism: Suillus paluster
Lineage: Eukaryota; Fungi; Basidiomycota; Agaricomycetes; Boletales; Suillaceae
Exons: 14
Coding region: 1-2280 (759 amino acids)
Source: RefSeq, a predicted model, not a curated record
AUGGCCAUUAACCCUGCGCCCGCGGCAUCUGCACAACUCCCCAGUGAGUUCAAAACCGAGUACCAUCCUCGUUCUGGUCGCCCAACUCUCUUCCAACCCUUCAACAAAUUCCAUAUCUCCUCACAGGCACAGCACACGCCUAUUAUUGAUAAGGAACCAUGGUGUCCCUUCAGAUCGCAUGGGGACUUUGAAUUUUCUGAGAUCGCAAUUGAAGCUGCACUCAACAAAUCUCAAAUCAACACACUCCUCAGUCUCAUCAUGUGCAUCUCUGAAGGUAAUGCUCAGAUAACCUUGAAGAAUGAAGCCGAUCUCUCCAAGGCAUGGGACAAUGCUGCAGUCGAAUUAACACCAUUCUCAAAACAUGAAGUCAGUGUAACCUACAAGAAGAAUGAGCAAGUGUACAAAGUUCACGCAUGGCCUAUUUGGGAUUGGGUGCUCAAUUUAUUAGAUAAUGCAUUGCUUGCACCACACUUUGUCUGGCACACGUGUCAUGUUUUCAAGCACAAUGGCACAAGGUGGUGGGACAUUCAAUCUUCUCUUCCUGAUAUUGACGGCUCCAUCCCAUUCUGUUUCAUUCUGUAUGCUGACAAAACAAAGUUGUUGUCCCAUGGUAUGGUCAAGGGGUACCCAGUCGUGAAUGGCGAGGUGUUUGGUGGUGGCCAUGUCGUCGGAUGGUUGCCUAUUGUUCCUGAAGAUGCAGGCAAAGAAGGUAAACUUGGAUAUACAAUGCUGAAACAUGUUGUAUGGCAUGAAUCGUUCUUCAAACUUCUGGAGCUUGCAGCACAGUACUCGAAAACUGGGUAUACACACAAGUGCCAUGACGACAUUUUGCAAUGGUGCAUGAUGCCACUCAUACAUGGCCGUGGCGGCAAGUGGCCUUGCCCAGUGUGCCUUGUACCAUUAGCUGAGCUUCAUGACUUGUCAAAGACCUACCCCCUGAGAUCUAUGGAGGAAGUGAAGGAAGCACUUCGUGUUUAUAGGCACAGCAAAGCUCAAGGUGAGGAGCUAUUGAAAGCUCUUGGAUUGUGGCCUGUUGAGAAUAUCUUUUGGAUCAUAUGGUUUUCGGAUCCACACAAUGCGCUCAGCUUUGAUCGAAUCCACUCGUUGCAUAGUUGUAUUUGGAAGCACCUACUUGGAGAACUGAAGAAAAUCCUCACAUCGCUUGGACGUGAAGCUGAGGCAGCAUUUGAGAAGCUGAUUGAUGACUUCCCUCAAUGGUGCAACCUCAACCACUUCAAAUCCACUAUCAAUGUCUUGUUCUCCAAUGGAAACAAGCACCGGGACCUAUCUAAACAAUCCCUUUAUGCACUUUUGACUAUCCUGACUGCCAGAACCUCCCCAGAGGGCUACCAGCUACUUCACAUCAUCAGCACUUAUCUCCAGUUGGAUAGUUUGAUCGGCCUUGAUGUACAUACUGAGGGCAUGCUUGCGGCAAUCGAAGCCAAACUUCUGGUUUUUGAUACAGAACUUAAGGCCUAUGUUACAUGUGCCAAAUCAUCUGACAUUGAGAAACUGAAGCUUGACUGGAAUUUUCCGAAAAUGCACUUAUGGAAGCACAUUGUUCACGAUAUCCAACAUAAGGGAGUAGCACAUAAUUUCAGUAUGCAUCUCAACAAAAAGAUGCAUGGCCCCCUCAAGGACACCUACCACCAUCGAACAAACAGAAAGGACGUCACAAUGCAGGUUGACGAACACGACCAGUUACAAGCGCUUGGUGAUGAUCUUCCUGAUGAAGAUGUUGCUGUCACCUUCAAUGGUCAUGUGAAGCUGGGUGCACCAACACAGCAUCCUUUGUCCAUCCUUGAUCUUGAGAACUGCAGCUCAGUGGAUCAUGCAUUUCAAGUUUUCCAGAGGAAGUUUACUGAAUUCAUCAACCACUCUCUGCCUACCUAUGGGCAUCAACUAACAAAUUGGAUUACAUUUCCAGCUAAUUAUCAGAUUCACGAACACCGCUAUCUCAAGGUCAAUUACAAGUCAAUGGUCAACUGGAAGCAAGUCACUGAUCACCUCCGGUGCGAUCUGCAAUUCCAUGGGUUGCUGCAGUUCAACCAUGCCCUCAUACAAUGUUGUAUCUCGAACUUUGGGUCCUUCAAGUUUGCACUCAUUCAACCUUACACUGUGAGAAUCAAUGGUGCUCACAGAACAGACCGUUUCAUUAAGCUUACUCAUGUGAAGGCCGUCCCUAGGGCAUCAUCAAUAUUCAUCCCACUCAGUUCUUUCAUUCAAGGCGCUGUUUUGGUUCCUGAUCACUUUGGUCACCCCAUUUCAGGUACCUCUUAG